CCAAAUAAUCAUUUUUUAGUAAAGGAGUAUUUGUGUUCUUGAUUUCCUUCUCAUAUUCUAGGUCAACCUGAACAUUCAAAAUCCCUGAUACAUCAAAGCCCAAUUCUCUGAGGAGUUGUAGAAUCUGAAUCUAAUAUGGCGGGGAUGGGAGACGGUUACGUCGGGACGGCCCAGGAUGCCGUGAAAAUCCGCCGGCUGGAGAAGCAGCGUGAAGCAGAACGGCGGAAAAUUCAGGAGCUCAAGAACAAAACUGCUUCAUCUAUAGGACAGCCUGGCCUUCUUCAGUUCGGCUCCAGUACAUCAGAGAUUCUUGAGACCACAUUCAAGAAGGAAACUGUUGGUCUUGUUACUAGAGAGGAAUACGUUGAGAAAAGGGUGAAUAUCAGGACAAAAAUUGAAGAGGAAGAGAAGGAGAAGCUUCAGAAGUUACAACAAGAGGAGGAGGAACUUCUGUUACAAAAGCUUAAGAAGCGUAAAGUUAAAGCAGACCCUAGAUUGUCAUUCUGUGAUGAUUUUGACAAUGGAAUCGAAGAGGAAGACGUGGAAAAUACACUCAAAGAAUUGGAGAAUCCUGUAAGAAGAAAAUUUGGGAAAGAUCCCACCGUAGAAACCAGCUUUUUGCCAGACAGUGAGAGGGAAGCAGAGGAGCAAGCUGAACGCGAAAGGCUAAAGAAUCAAUGGUUUCGGGAACAGCAACUGAUCAAAAAUGAACCCCUUGAAAUCACUUAUAGUUAUUGGGAUGGAACAGGUCAUAGACGAGUUAUCCAGGUCCGGAAGGGUGAUAGUAUUGGAGAAUUCCUUCGUGCUGUUCAGCAGCAACUUGCCCCUGAGUUUAGAGAGGUUCGAACUACAUCUGUGGAGAACCUGCUUUAUGUGAAAGAAGAUCUUAUUAUUCCUCAUCAACACAGUUUCUAUGAGCUGAUAGUUAACAAGGCAAGAGGGAAGAGUGGACCGCUUUUCCAUUUUGAUGUCCACGAAGACGUGCGCACAACAGCUGAUGCAACUAUAGAGAAGGAUGAGUCGCAUGCGGGAAAAGUUGUGGAAAGACAUUGGUACGAGAAAAACAAGCAUAUUUUCCCGGCUUCUCGGUGGGAGAUAUAUGACCCAAACAGGAAGUUUGAUCGUUAUACCAUCCAUGGGAAUUGAUGCAUCAAGGGCAAAAAUGUGACAUUAUUUGGAUGCAAAAUUUUUACAUAUUUGUACAAGGAUAAUUUCACAAGUGUCCUUAUUUGACACUAAUUGUAUUCACCAUUCUUCCAACUACACAAUUUUUAUCUACACUCAAAAAAAUUUUAUUCACAAAAAUCCUGAAGUGGAGAAGGCUGGGGUGUAACUUGGUCGUGUACCCCAAUCAUUUUUUUGGUCUGGACAAUUCGAAUGCAGAACUUAAAUUGCAUUGAUAAUACUCUGUCUUUGAAAGAACAAAUGCUAAAGUUGUUU
Cuscuta campestris is the source of this 1440-nucleotide messenger RNA. Lineage: Eukaryota; Viridiplantae; Streptophyta; Magnoliopsida; Solanales; Convolvulaceae. The record is from the annotation of a GenBank genome assembly.